AUGUGGCCGAAAAGCAUUGCACGAAAAAUCGACGAGUCUCAAGAAAUUUUAGAAGCCAAACGGUGUACUCAAAUAUUUAGUGUUCAAAUAGAAAACUCAAUUAUAGAAAAAUAUUCUUCAUUUUCAAAAUUGUUGAGAAUUGUUUCUCUCUGUCUACGUUUUAAAACAAAUACGUUAAAAUGCAAAAAUCGAAUCAUAGGACCAAUCCAAGCGGACGAGCUACGAAACACAUCGGUUGUAUUAAUUAAAAUGGUUCAAAACUAUACUUGGAGUCAGGAAAUAAAAGACUUGCAAAAAUAUAAACAGGUCUCCGCGAAAAGUAAAUUAAAAUAUUUGAAGCCGUUCGUAGACGAUAAUGGUGUAAUUAGAGUAGGCGGCCGAUUAAAUAAUGCCACAUCGAUAAGCGUAUUUCAGCGUAACCCAAUACUACUACCUGCGACGAGUAAUUUAACGACCUUACUAUUUCAUUAUGAGCACAUACGAUUACUGCAUGCGGGUCCUCAAGCGAUUUUAUCAUCAAUUAGAGAACAAUAUUGGCCUAUUAACGGCAGGAAUAUAGCCAGAAAAACUGUACAUCAGUGCAUUACGUGCUUCCGAAUAAAACCAACAAUAGUUCAACCAUUAAUGGGUAAUCUGCCAAAGGAACGCGUAAAUCCAAGUCGUCCUUUUAAAAUAUGCGGAAUUGAUUAUGGUGGCCCCGUUAUGGUAAAAUCUAGUUUACAACGCAAAGCUCCUAUAACCAAAGGCUAUAUAUGUAUAUUUGUAUGCUUCGCGACCAAAGCAAUACAUAUAGAAUUAGCUAGUGAUUUAUCAACUGAAUGUUUUUUAAAUGCACUGAGACGAUUUUGCAGCAGGCGAGGAAUAUGUUCAGACAUUUAUUCAGAUAAUGCCACAAAUUUCGUGGGUGCUAAUCGCAAGUUACAGGAACUUAAAAAAUUAUUUUUAUCAGACACGUUAGAUCCCGAAAUCCAAAAAUUAACGGCAGAACUUGGAAUACGUUGGCAUUUCAUCCCUCCUAGAUCCCCUCAUUUUGGCGGUCUUUGGGAAGCGGCCAUUAAAUCAGUAAAAACUCACUUAAAUAAACUAUUGGGAAACGCUAUUCUAACCUACGAGGAACUAAACACUGUGCUUGCUCAAAUAGAAGCGUGCUUAAAUUCACGCCCGUUGACUCCUUUAUCAUCUGAUCCAUCUGAUCCUUCUGUACUUACUCCCGGGUCAUUUUUCUGGUGGGAAGCUCUUUAG
Molecule: messenger RNA, 1242 nt
Organism: Acyrthosiphon pisum (pea aphid)
Lineage: Eukaryota; Metazoa; Arthropoda; Insecta; Hemiptera; Aphididae
Exons: 1
Coding region: 1-1242 (413 amino acids)
Biological process (GO): DNA integration
Molecular function (GO): nucleic acid binding
Source: RefSeq, a predicted model, not a curated record